CAUAAUGUACCUAUAAUUCGUCGGCUACCGCACAUGCUCACUUUGUGCUCAUGCGCAUGGAUGACAAACUUUAACAUCACAAAAAAAGUAAAAGUUGAUACAUUAUGUUGGUUUGGCUGUUUCACAUUGACACCUAUGGAAAAUUUGUUACCUAUAUGAGUUAGGGCAAUUUUUGUAAAAGACUUACGGUGCGAUUCAGGAAAUGAAUUAGAGAUUAACUAGAUACGAUUUAGUAAAGAUAAUUUCCCGAAUCGCGGCGUUAGGGAUUAAUAGAAUUUUAGUUUUCGAUUUUUAGGUAUAAAAAUAUUCAAGUAAAAUUCUAAGCAAAUGUAAUACAGCAUCAAUCUUGUUAGAAUAUGCAAACAUAUCAAAAAGGUAAAUAAGACUUACUUUCUCCUCUGCUUAGUACAUGAAGUCCUCAAAUACUAAGUACAAUAUAUGUAAAAACUAACCUCUAAUGUUUUCCAAUAUUAAUAAAUAAAAAAUCGCAGAAACAUAGUGACGUUAAGGUUAAGUAAUCAAUAACAACUGAUGGACUGCCAAACUACUUUUCGGGGAUAUGACGUGUGAUAACAACGAACCUUGAAAUUUGAUCGAGCUGAUAGUUAAUUCAUGUGUUUUGAACUAAUACAACACUAUUAUAAGCAUAUAUACCUACAUGCUGUGCUUAUAAUGCUUUUACUAGAAGUAUUUGAACAAAUUAAAGUAUUUUUCAGAAAAAUAUUUUAAUUUGUUUUUAUCAAGUAAGUAGAAACACUACUAUGUAUAUAAAUUUUAAACUGAAAAAUCCACUGAUUCCAGCCUGGGGCACUGGAGGCCUUGGUCACUUUUUCUUAGUAUAUGACAUUUAUUUUCAGUUUAUAAUGCUUUUGUAAUAGUUUAAUUUCUUUAAUAUAUGACUUUUAUCUUAUGUCUGCUUUUAGUUCUUAUUCCGGUUGUACAUAUACGUUACGGAUUGACCAUUGGUUAACUGGUAGCAGCUGGUACUUUAAGGCAUUUAAGCCCGCCAAUCAGACUAGAAUCUCUAAUCGAGAGGGAGAUUCUAUGACAUGUUUUAUCAAAAUCGAUUCAUCCGUUUAAUUGCGUUGUUUGCUUGGGGUUUUUUUUAUUUGUAAUUUACGUAAUUACGUAGUUACGUACGUUUUUAAUUUGUAAAAUACGAGCAUCGGUCAGCCAAUUAAAAGUAUUUUUUUAUUAGGUAAUUAUACCUACAGAGCGGCUUAUUACACAAUUCUUACUGAAAUUACAGAUCAUUUUUGUAAAUUGACAUUGGUAUAUUAUUUGUAAUAUAGUAAUAUAAAAAAGAGAGAUUAAACCAAAAGACGAAAUGUGGUAAUUUCCUUUAUAUUCCGACGUUUACUAAAACCCGUAUAUCGUUAGCAAAACCGGUCAGGCACUUACCUACCAUCGUUAAAAUCAUUAGCUGAUUUUAAACCUUACUACAACGAUAUAAAGCCUACCUCUGGUCUGUCAGGAGCGUCGCUAUUUGUACAUUGACUCACUUCGGCAUUGCAUGCUCAAGACCGGUGCGAUGCGAACGUACAUCGUCAAUGUUUGUAACUUUCAUUUAAUUUUGUUUUUGUUCGAUCUACGAUAAUCUAGUUGUGUCAUUUAAGUUGAGUUGCCUAUUUUUAAGGUGGGUGAAAUGUUUCAAAAAUUGUAUAGACAUUUCUGGUGUUAAUGAUGGAGCGGGUAAAUAAAUCGGUAUGUAAACAAAGACCAAUAACCAAGUAGAUUAAGAAAAAAUAUCUAAGUUAUAAGACACAGAUUAAAGUAAUAAGCAUUAUGUUGAAAUUGGUAUCACAUUUCAUGAUUCUAAAUAUUACCUUUGAUUGUGUGCCCUUAUAUAUGAGAGUUAUGCAUAUUAUUAUAUCAUGUAUGAAAAAACCGGUAGUAUUUAAGGAUGAUCUUUAGGUAGUCAUUUUUGAUAAAUAUAUUUAACAUUUUAGGUACCUACUAAUACACACAAACGACUAUGAAAAUCUUCAACCAAAGUGUUUCGAUUCUAUUGCCCUUCAGUGUAUUGGUAUUAAUUUUAGUUUCUAAACACCUCACUUAUUGAACAGCUAUCAAUGCUAUCAUUGUUUGUAUGCCGGUUACGACACACGACAAAAACGUGUGACACACAUUUGCUUGCUUAUUAGCGUUCUUUCCACCUGUUGCACAGAAUAGGUAAUACAUAGUGCUAUACAGAGUGGUUUUCCAUUGCCAUUUUUUUGAACAGCGAGCUGCAAAAUUCUAUGUACAAAUUAUUAUUCAUAAAGUGACCAUGCAAAUUUGCGGCUGAGUGUACUAGCUCCCUUUUUUUUGUUUGUUAAAAUUGACUAUAUUAUAAAGUAGGAGACCUAAGAAAAAGAAAGAUAGACUGUGUAGGAGAUAGCCAGCGAUCACAAGUAUACUAUUUUAUAGAAAAAUCGAGUUCGGUGAAAUAAAAUAACUAUAAUUUCAAAUAUUGUGGUUGAUUUAAAUCCUGCAUGACCUACAUGUUCAUCAACUACUAAAGUAUAAACAGACCAUGAAAACACACAGUGUAUGCUCUUGGCCUGACUUUAUUGAAUUAUAGACACAUAAUUGUACACUAUAUUCUCAACAGAUGUCGCUACUCCGGUAAACCAUGUUGAGCUCGAAGUGGCUAGUGCUGUGGUCGCUGUGGGCGGCGCGGCUGGCGCGGCAGCCGACGGCGCCGCUGCGCGUGAGCAGCGGGCUACUGCGCGGGAGCGUCGCGCAUGACGGCUCGCACGUCGCAUACUUGAGCAUACCAUAUGCGACUGUCAAUAGUCGGUUUCAGGCACCCGGGCUAGAACCAAAAUGGGACGGCAUCUUCGAAGCCUACGACGAGAACGUCAAAUGCACCCAACGUCUCACCAGCUCCAUCAUAAUUGGCCAGGAAGACUGCCUCGUCCUGAACGUCUACACUCCUCCCCAAUCUUCCCAUCCUCAGUCACCCCUUCCAGUGCUCGUGUUCAUCCAUGGCGGAGGCUUUAGAGAUGGCUCUGGAUCUCCCUUCCUCUACGGCCCAGAGUACUUAGUCAAGCAUGGAGUUAUACUCGUCACAUUCAACUAUAGAUUAGAAAUCCUAGGCUUCCUAUGUUUAGGCACUAAGGAAGCCCCAGGCAAUGCUGGCUUGAAAGACCAAGUUGCGGCUUUAAGAUGGAUCAAAAAGAAUAUUAGAGCGUUUGGUGGAGAUCCUGAUAAUGUUACUAUUUUUGGAGAAAGCGCUGGGUCAGCUUCCGUUUCCUACCAUCUGAUAUCAUCUAUGUCGAAAGGACUGUUCCAUAAAGCCAUCAUGCAAAGCGGAACAGCAAUGGCUCCGUGGAGUUUUCAGUUUGAGCCUUUACAAGUCGCUAAAUCAUACGUUCAACAGUUUGGCUAUACUACAGACAAUACAAGCGAAUUAUACAAAACAUUGAUGACAAAAUCCGAUCAGCAGUUGAUGAAAACUCGAGUGCCAAGAAAAGAGGGCGACAUAGUCCUAUCAGAAAACAUUUUCGUGCCUUGUGUCGAGACAAACAUAACAGGCGUUGAGCAAUUCUUGCCAGAUAAACCCUUUAAUCUUAUAUCUAAGGGGAAUUAUCAUAAAGUGCCAAUUAUAGUAGGUUCUAACAAUGCAGAAGGGUAUAUGUUUACUGCUAAAGAGAAUGGCACAACAAUAGCUAAAUUAGAUUUUUACAAAGCCUUGCCACGAGAUCUGGACAUUAAAAACGAAGAAGAGAAAAGAGCUAUAGCUGAUAAGUUAAAGCAAUUAUACAUGGGUGAUAAAGCAAUCUCAAAGAAGACUAUUGUGGAGUUCUCUCAUUAUGAAGGUGAUUCUGGGAUUACGUAUCCAGUCUUAGCCACAAUAGACCUGCUUCUCAAGACAAGUACGGAGCCAAUAUUCACAUAUAGAUUAGACUACGAUGGUUGGCUGAACGUGGCCAAGUUUUUCUGCGGAUGGGGGAAAGCCCCUGGGGCUACACACGCUGAUGAACUCUUUUAUAUGUUUAAGCCACUUUUCCCUACUGCUUUUUUGAUGGAACAAGACAUAGUGGAUGUUAUUAGUAGAAUGUGGACAAAUUUUGCAAAAUUUGGAAACCCGACUCCAGCGCCCUCGUCUCUCCCAAAAUGGCCGCCAAGCACCCGGACAGACGCCCGCCUUCUAGUCAUAGACAAGCACUUCCACUACCGCCCUCUAUGGGAGGAAAAGGCGAUGACGUUCUGGAACCAAACGUACAACAAGUUUAGGAGAAAAUAAUUGUGUUGUUGUUGGUUUUUUACUCUAAAUAUAUGUUUUUAAUUACUUUCA
Cydia fagiglandana is the source of this 4282-nucleotide messenger RNA. RefSeq names its product acetylcholinesterase-like. Gene Ontology annotation, molecular function: serine hydrolase activity. The record is from RefSeq and is a predicted model, not a curated record. The coding region runs from base 2615 to 4231 and encodes 538 amino acids. The transcript has 3 exons. NCBI's taxonomy places the organism in Eukaryota, Metazoa, Arthropoda, Insecta, Lepidoptera, Tortricidae.